Onychomys torridus (southern grasshopper mouse) is the source of this 2208-nucleotide messenger RNA. RefSeq names its product adhesion G protein-coupled receptor E1 (gene Adgre1). Bases 1 to 2208 code for a protein of 735 amino acids. NCBI's taxonomy places the organism in Eukaryota, Metazoa, Chordata, Mammalia, Rodentia, Cricetidae. Gene Ontology annotation, molecular function: G protein-coupled receptor activity; calcium ion binding. Gene Ontology annotation, biological process: G protein-coupled receptor signaling pathway; cell surface receptor signaling pathway. Gene Ontology annotation, cellular component: membrane. The record is from RefSeq and is a predicted model, not a curated record. The transcript has 17 exons.
AUGUGGGGCUUCUGGCUGCUCCUCUUCUGGGGCUGCAGUGGUGUACACAGAUGUGGGAUGACCACACUCCCCACACAGGGACAAAGUCUUCAGGGUGUAAAUGAAUGUGAAGACACUACCAUGUGCCCAGCUUAUGCUACCUGCACUGACACCAAGGACAGUUAUUUCUGCACCUGUAAACGAGGCUUCCUGUCCAGCAAUGGACAACACAACUUCAAGGGCCCAGGAGUGCAGUGUCAAGAUGUUAACGAAUGUCUUCAGAGCGACUCACCUUGCGGUCCUAACUCCAUCUGCACCAACAUCCCAGGGCGAGCCCGCUGCAGCUGUCUUAGUGGCUUCUCCCCUCCCACGGGGGAGAGCUGGAUCUUGGGAAGCCCAGGUCAUUUUCUCUGCACAGAUGUUGAUGAGUGUCUGACGGCUGGGAUCUGCCCUAAUUAUUCCAACUGUUCUAACUCUGUGGGAAACUACAGCUGCAUCUGCCAACCUGGUUUCACUUGGAAUGGCCUUGCUUGUGAAGAUAAGGAUGAAUGUUCUGAACACAAUGCUUGCCCAGAACAUGCAACAUUCCACAACACUCUUGGAAGUUAUCACUGUACAUGUGACUCAGGAUUUGAAUUUAGUGGUGGACGGUCAACGUUCCAGGGCCUGGAAGAAUCCUGUGAAGAUGUGGAUGAGUGCUCCAGGAACUCCACUCUUUGUGGCCCCACCUUGAUUUGCGUCAACACCCUGGGGUUCUACAACUGCUCCUGCCCAUCUGGAUUCUCCUUGGCACUUUCCCAGAUUCCUGCUCAUCCAGUAGAGAGGAACUGUAUAGAUAUCAAUGAGUGUGAUGCCGUGUGCCCUUCCAACUCCUCCUGUACUAACACUCCUGGGAGCUACUUCUGCACUUGCCACCGUGGCUUUGCACCGAGCAAUGGGCAAGUGAAUUUCACAGACCCAGAAGUGGCGUGUGAAGAUACUGAUGAAUGCACCCAAGAUCCAUCACCAUGUGGACGAAAUUCUGUCUGCACCAAUGUUCCAGGCUCCUACAUCUGCACUUGCCUUUCCAGCUUCCGACCAGAUCCAGAAGGCUCCCAGGCACAUGGCAACUUUAGCUGCAAAAGGAUCCCCUUCAAGUGUAAGGAAGACUUGAUACCCAACAGUGAGCAGAUUCAUCAGUGCCUAGCAGGGCAAGCCAGGGAUCUUGACUAUGCCUCCUUUUGCACACUUAUGAACGCCACCUUCGGCAUCCUGGAUAACACCUGUGAAAACAAAAGCACCCCAGUGUCUCUACAGAAUGCAACCAUGAGUGUUUCCCUCAUUCUGGAGCAAGCACCCACAUGGACUGAGCUCAGCAGGGAGGAGACAUCUGCCCUGGGCACCAUCUUGCUGGCGACUGUGGAAAGCAUCAUGCUAGCCUCCCUUCUGACACCCUCAGGGAAUGUCAGCCAGACCGUUCAGACAGAGUACCUAGACAUUGAAAGCAAAGUUAUCAAUGAAGAAUGCAACGUGUCCUUUAACUUGAGAGCCAGAGGGAAUGAGAUGAACGUUGACUGUUCCAUCAUCAAGGAAUCAGAAUCCACAGGGACCCCAGGAGUGGCUUUUGUCUCCUUUGCACACAUGGAAUCGGUUUUAGAUGAACGCUUCUUUGAAGACAGUCAGGCCUCCUGGAAGCUGAAGAUAAAUUCCCAUGUUGUUGGUGGCAUCGUGACUGGGGAGAAGAAGGAGAACUUCUCCAAGAUGAUUGUCUACACCCUGCAGCACAUCCAGCCAAAGCAGAAGUCUGAGAGAGCCAUCUGUGUCUCAUGGGACCCCAGUGUGGAGGAUGGAAGAUGGACACGCUCGGGCUGUGAGAUCACAAAAGCAUCUGAGACACACACAGAGUGCAGCUGUAACCGCAUGGCAAACUUGGCCAUCAUCAUGGCUUCUGGGGAGCUCACAAUGGAAUUCUCCCUGUACAUCAUCAGCCAUGUGGGUACAGUCAUCUCCCUGGUGUGCCUCGCCUUGGCCAUAGCCACCUUCCUGCUGUGUCACUCUGUGCAGAACCAGAACACCUACAUGCACCUUCACCUUUGUGUGUGUCUCUUCUUGGCCAAGUUCCUCUUCCUCGUAGGUGUAGACAAGACGGACAACCAGACAGCCUGUGCCAUCAUCGCAGGAUUCCUACACUAUCUUUUCCUUGCUUGCUUCUUCUGGAAGUGUGUUGAAAACAAAACCUUCCUCCCUUAA